Messenger RNA from Metarhizium acridum CQMa 102, 666 nucleotides. The record is from RefSeq and is a predicted model, not a curated record. Lineage: Eukaryota; Fungi; Ascomycota; Sordariomycetes; Hypocreales; Clavicipitaceae.
AUGGCCGUCUCGCCCGCCCCAACUUCGACUGUCCAUAAACAGCCUUAUGCGGCCAUCGACCCUGCCCGCCCUGAGCUCUCCCAGAAGGGCCGUGUUGUUCUCGUCACAGGAAGCUCCAGUGGAAUAGGAUUCGCAAUCGCAAGAAGCUUCGCUAAAGCCCAAGCUGCGGUUGUUAUUUUAACCGGACGCCAACAGGCGUCCCUUAGCAAAGCCGUUGACAUAUUGAAGCUGCAGUUCCCAAACACACAGUUUAUCGGGAAGGGUAUUGACAUAGCUGACUCGGAUGCUGUUGGGCUUCUCUGGGAUCAACUGGAUGCAGAAGACCUUGUUGUCGACGUUUUGAUCCUCAACGCCGCACGCAUCCAGCCCAAGGUGGCGUCUAUGCUGGAUUUGGGCUAUGAAGAGGUGGUUGCCGACUUUGCCACCAACGUUGGUGGCAACAUGAAGCUUACCGACUGCUUCUAUCACCAGCGCAAACGAGAUAAGGCAAAGAGAUUGGACCUUCCGGGACACUUUGCGGUUUGGGCUUCGACCACUGAAGCAAGUUUCCUCCAUGGCCGUUUCGUUUGGUCCUCCUGGGACAUUAAUGAAAUGCGCCAGGGUGAGUUUAGGAAGCGCAUUGACGAUGAUGACAACUAUCUUAAGGUCGGAGUCAUAGGUCUUUAA